AUGAUUAAAUUUCCUGCUAUAUGUGUGCGGGCGUUGACUUGUAUGAUUGGAAUAUUUGACACUGAUCUUGUAACAAUGAGGGCUGCCAAAGGUAAGGGGGCAGCGAAGAUCUCCAAGGAAGCUCUAAAGCCUGUGGAUGAUGGAAGGGUUGGGAAACGGAAGGCUGCUGCCGCAGAUGAUAAGAGUAGCAAACGAAAGGCCAGGAAGGAGAAAAGGGCCAAGAAAGACCCCAACAAACCUAAGAGGCCGCCUAGUGCCUUUUUCGUGUUCCUUGAGGAGUUCAGGAAGGAGUUCAAGAAAGAAAACCCUAAUGUGAAGGGUGUAGCAGCUGUUGGAAAAGCUGGAGGAGACAAGUGGAAAUCCCUGUCUGAUGCAGAAAAAGCUCCAUAUGAAGCCAAGGCUGCAAAAAGGAAGGCCGAGUAUGAAAAGCAGAUGAAAGCCUACAACAAAAAGCAGGAGAGUGGGGCAGAUGAUGGUGAUGAAGAGUCGGAGAGGUCAAGAUCUGAGGUAAAUGAUGAAGAGGACGAGGCUAGUGGGGAGGAGGGGCAGCCCCCAGAAGAGGAGGAAGAAGAGGAGGUGGAGGAUGAGGAAGAGGAGGAUGAUGAAGAUGAUGAUUGA
Prunus armeniaca (apricot) is the source of this 618-nucleotide messenger RNA. Lineage: Eukaryota; Viridiplantae; Streptophyta; Magnoliopsida; Rosales; Rosaceae. The record is from the annotation of a GenBank genome assembly.